AUCUUUUUUUGCCGUUGCGGAAGGAGUCGCCUGCCUAUUGCAAAAAAUAUAUUAAAAAAAUAUAAUAUGAUAUGCAAUACUAUAUAUAGUCGGUUAUGGCUGUGAAUGGUUUUAAUGUUUCCAAUCUUGGAUUUUAAUACGAGGUGGAUAUUGUGUGUAGUUUGUCAAAUAAAUGAGCGGGGAAGCGGCUGUCAGUGAUAUUGAUUUAUUUUUCAAAGAAGUUGAAACUUGAGUGGUGGUUUGAGGAUGAAGGGGUGCGUGUGAUGAGUGGGCGGUCGUUCGUGAAGGGAAGGAUCUCGUGGAAAUGCCGGGGAGUGGUAGAAUGAGCGGCCAAGAUGAAGACUAAGAGUUUCCUGCUGUUCUCGACCUCGGUGUUCGCGACCAGUCUCUUCCUGAUAGUGUUCCACUCGCAGCAGCCGCAGUCCAUCCAGAAUAUCGUGUCGCAGACGCACCAGCACAUCAAGGACUUCCAGGUUGUUUCCCCACAGGACAACCUUCGAGAUGUGGAAGAGAACCACUUGGUUGAAGAGGAGCGCUACCUCAAGAUCCUGGGUCUCUCGGGGCAUGUGGAAACCUGGCACAACACAACAGUGCCGGUAAUAGUGACACAUGUCCGGGACGACCCUGCCAUGGCUGUGAGCUUCGUGAGGGCAGCAGCAAGGCUGCCCUACACUAUACUGCUGUACAAUUUAGGAUUAAAACCCAACUCAUUGGCUGUGGUGUCGAGCUACUGCAACUCCUCGCGCUGUGCAGUCAUCGACUUCGACCUGGAGGCUUUCCCUUCUCACGUCAGCGACGAGAGCAUCACAGCUUAUCGCCCGCUCAUCAUACAGCACGCCUUAUCCCGCGUAGGCGGUGUCAUCUACGCGGAACCUAACCAGCGUUGGACGGGCUCCCCAGCCUCUCUCACCGCAUUAUGGACGCGAGCGGCGCACUCUGGCGUCCUGGCGUACCCUAGACGCGCCGCUGUGACGUCAUUCACUCAUCCGCGCAUGUUUCAUUACUUAAACGCGGCGCUAGAUGACUUCCUCUUUGUGCAGAUGUUGGAGCUCACAAGGUUGUUGGUAGCAGACACACCGGCGGUCAAGGAGGUGAUGCGGCCGUGGGUGCAGUGCGCACUCACGCAGGACUGCAUCAUGCCUAUAGGUGCACAAGCAGCAGGCGGUUGCCGUUUCGACAAGAAGCCGCAAUACCGUUACUCGGGAUGCCACGGACAGGACGCCUCGGCCCUCAGCAUCAUCCUAGGGCUCCGCUCGGGCUUCGAGGAGAGCUCGUACGCCCCUCGAGGGACCGUGGCCUGGAGGCGGGAGGAGCAGGCUAACGCGAGCAGGGCGCUGGCUGCGUUACAGAAAAAUGCCACAGAAGAAGCGAGGACGGACCGUAGUGAGAGGCAGGUUAGCUUGCCACAACAGUAGGGAAUUUAUGUACGUCAAUGUAAUUAUCAAUGCUUAGUUUAUAUUGAAGCUGUGGCCUGGAUAGAAAGAAGCUAACGCGGGCCGUUGGCGCUCCAGAAGAAUGCUAUGGAAAAUGCAAGAACUGAUUAUAGUGAGCGGCAAGUUAGCUCACCGCGACUAUACUAGGAAUUUAGUUUAAAACUCUAAUAAUUUAGAGCUGUGGCCUGAAGCAGAAACACGCUAAUGCUCGUAUGACGUUUGCUAUGUAACCACACUAGAAACUUAAAUGCUUUAUCAAUGCUUAAUUAAAGAACCCCAUCGGAGCUGCUAAUGUUACUGAAUAAUGCUAUGGAAGUCGUGUCGCGGUAUGAAGCGUUUUCGCUACAUACCGGGAAAUCCGUGCUAUGGACGGCUACGACCGUAGCUUAACAGUGAAUUAUUUAAGACUUCUAAUACAUAGGAUCUCAAGGAUGUCCAUAAAAACAUCGGUUUUAGGGUAAAUUCUCCCCUUGACGCCAUACUGUACGUACAACAUCACAUUAUCAAUUUAUCAUAUUAUAAUAGCAAUAUUAUCUCUAGCGUACGGCGUCAACGGGACGUUUAGAGAAAGCUCCUUUUAGACUGCGUUUCCACCAGAGACGUGCGAGGAUGCGUAGCGAGGGAUGAGUUUGUUAAGAGCCAAUAGAAUCUCUUCAAUUCCUAUACCAUCGCUCAGAGCAGCUCUAGUGAAUAUUAUUUUAUUGGUUCUUAACUCAUCUCUCGCUACGCACCCUCGCACAUAUCUGGUGGAAUCGCGGCCCUGUACUGGCGUUUAUUCUUGAAGUGAUAACGUUUUAUUACUAAUUUUUUUGUACUAACAGCAACACCCUUAACUAACCUUUAAAAAACCUUAUCUCGUUGCAAUAAGGUUCUCGAAAGGUUAGUUAACUGUGUGAACGAUGCAAUACUAAUCGGGAGAGUAAAAUAUUGUAGGGAGUUAAGACAACGGUCAGGGAAGUUCUUAAAUACAUCAGGCGGUCAAAUACACCUGCAUGACGCAUAAGGCUGUGACGGAAUAUCUAUGGAAAACUUAAACGUAAAUGUUUAUUUUCUUUGUCUGUUUCACAUGGAUUUCUGAGCGCGCUGUUAAGAAAAUUUAUUGGAGUUUUUAGUUUCCGCGCCAGACACCAGUUUCCAAGGCUGUUAAUUUAACUCUCAAAUUUUGCAAUUGAUAUGAGUACCUACAUAAUUAUAUUUGUAGCAUAUGUGACUGCUACAUAAUGAAAGUGUGGGUUUAUGAAACGAGCUGACAGCGAGUGUCACGUGUGUAGAUAGAUCAAACAUGAUUUUGCACAUUCUAUUGAAACAAUCACCGUCUUUGUUUCUCAUACUUAUGUCACUUGAAAAUUUGAUUGGUUAGUUCACGCCCUAUUGUAUUUACUAGAGAUGUAAAUAUGUACGUGUAAAUUGUAAAUUAAAUGCAAUGUUUGAUGCAAAUUCCGCGUUGCUUUAGUCAGUAAAUAUAUUCAGAAUUGUUCUACGUUCAUUGUUGUGAGUUCUAUUAUCUUACUUAUUGACACUGUUACGUUAGUAUAAUCGCGCUCCAAUGACAGGCACCCAUACAUUGUGAGUUGUGGGGCUAAAUGCAAUUUUAUACAUAUGUUUUGAAGGGAAAAUAAAAUCGUGCUGUAAGUCUAAAAAAUGACUAUCGCUUAUGUAAGUGAAUUUAAAUUAUUUAAUAUUUUGGAGCUCUUGCGUAACUGGCUCUUUCUCUUGGCCAGGCGUUAGAAAUCGUGAAAUGUAUGUUGAAAAAAGCGUGAUAUGUAUUAUAGGUAUUUUUAAGUUUUUUUUAUUGUGAUACUCAUUAGGACAUUUAGUUAUGUUUGUUUCAUAUUAAGUCAUUUUUAUCACUAAUUUUUCAAAUGUUAAGCGUAUAGCACCGACCUUAACACAUUCAAUACCACUAAGUGCUACGGGUUACGCUCGUAGCGCGUAGCCACGGUUUCGUCGUAUGUAGCGCGUAGUCGCUACGAACAGUGUACCCGACAGUCGGGUUCUUGGUGUUGAAUGUGUUAAUGCUGCAUUGACAAGUCAGUUACAAAACUUACAAACAGCAAACAUAUGACAUACCAUCGUCCACACUGUCAACUCACAAUAGUAAGCCUUAUUGCAAAGACAUAAGGUACACACAUAGUUAAGAGUGUUGCUAUUAGUACAGCGAUCAGGGUUGUGACUCAGUGUUUCUUGAGAGAUAACUAGUUGGUUCUCUGUGAGAUAAGAACUUCCUUUGCAGAGAGCGAUCGCCAUUUUAAUCCGUGAUCACAUUGAAAUAGAGUUGAAAAGUGAAACACCUUUGUUUCCUUUACGUUCUUGAUGGAAACCGCAUUCUGAGUAUUUUUAUUAAGCAAGUUUAGUGUCAGUACACUCAACAUCUAAAUAUGUUAUACAAUUUUGUAGUUUAAUCCUUAGUGAUAAGAUUCUAAAGUGUAUAAAUAUUUAUAUUGCUGAAAGUAGUAGGUAAGCACCAGCAAUAUCUUGUAGAACGGAGGGCGCAUAAAUAUAUGACACAAUAUUAUGUCCGAUAUUUUUGCGUCACUGUACGUCAGUGUAUAAUUGUGUAAAAAUGUAUAGAACAACGUUAAGUGUUUAUUUACCUAUAGUCUAACUUACCUUGUCGCACAAUGUUUUUAUGUUACAACCGCUGUUGCUUAUAUAAAUUAUUAUAGUCUGUGCUGUGUCACUAGAAAAAGCCGAAACAUUCAAAAAUAUACAUUUGUUAAAACAUCCACGUUUAGAAUUUUGAUGGCUCCUUUUUAUAGUGGCACUAUUGUAUGAUACUUGACUAGAACACAUGUAAUGUAAUGCAAUGGAAACUCAAGCGUAAAUCUGUUAACAUAAGGUUCAUUUUGUGGAUACUGCUCAUAUUCUUUGAUAAAUUAGGCUGUCUUUAAUACAAUUUUGCAUAUGUCAAAUAUUGCUUUAAAUACUUACAUCGCCAUUGUAUCGGGAUGAACAGGUCUAAUAUUUUGAGUAUCUGUACACAAUACAAACGUACCUCAAUUUUUAUAUUUUUCGAGAUAUUUUUGCGUCCGAACCAAUUUUGCCUGUGCUGUAAAGAGAUCUCAUCUAGUGUCAUGUAAGCUUUUAUAACCUUGCACUCUUUCACACUUGUAUUAACCUUGGACCGCCUGACCAUUAUACUUAUACAUAUUAGUUAAGUAUGACGCUUUUGUUUUACGCACUUGGCGGAUAAAAUAAUGCUUUUAGUGAGAUUUAGACAUAAUGGUUUCAUAAUUCCGAACAAUAUUUGCCUAGAUGCUGUCAAAAGCAUUUGUUAUCGCAUUUUCCAAAGGCACCUCCGCGAUGCCUUUAAAAAAAAGUUAAAAUAAGCUUUAAUGGUUUUGGUAAAAAAAAUGUAUUCGGUCAAACUAAAAUUGGUCAAAAACUUCCCCCCAAGCAGGGAUAUUCUAUUCCCAAAAAUAUUUGUAUAAAAAUCUGACUGGUUUUUUUUAUGGGUGUCCAAUUUUACCCAAGGCAGGCGUUUCCGAACCUUUGGCGUAGCGUGAUAGCUAGACGGGUAGGAAAACCUUUUUAGUAAUAAAAACACUUGAGUUUCUCUAAUUUUCACCACUUUAAAAUUUAAAGGGAACACGAUUUUUUUUACUAAAGUCCCUCGCAUAAAAGGUAAGUAACCGCUGGCCUAAAUCAAUAGUUGUACAAUGUACAUUGGUCGCAACCCGCCUCUGUCCGCCAUAACUAUAAUACUUAUAAUAGAUGUUACGGCGUAUUGUACAGUUUAUGAGAUCUAGUCUUUAGUACCAAAUAAGUGGACGCUGUCAGGUGCGCGCGCGGCGAUUAUCAUCACUAUUGUUAGGACAAUUGAGUUCAAUUUAGCGUGGCAUUAAGAUCUCUUUUAUAAUGAUAACACAUAACAGUGUCGUCAGAACUGACCGUACAUUUUAGGAAAACCAACGAAAAUGUGGCACCGAAUAUACCCAAUAUUACACUCCUGAAGGAAACGCUCCCAGCGAUAUUUAUGAAAAAUUUGGUACUCUUGAGUACGUAUAGAUAACUGAAAUUAUUAACACUAACUCUUUUUCUGUUAUGCUAGUGUAGUAAGUAUUUUAUGUCAAUUAAUAAACCGCCCGCGCAUCUGACGACGAUAGUAAUAAGUAAUGGCAGCUAGUACUUGUAAGCACGCAAGCUUGUACAUUAUAGACAUAAACCAUAUUUAAACUGCGGGCCCUCGCAAGCUACAUUCACAUCUAAAGUAAUCUUCACUCGUGCACACAAACACUACAAUAACCAAUACUUUUACGGUGUUUGUGUGCGUUACUUCUAUAAGAUUAAAGUGAAACAAGAAUAAUAAAUCAAGAGUAAUAGUCGGUAAUCUUCGCGGGUCCCUUAAGGUGCAAGUGGGACAACAAUAAACGGCCGAGUACUAUUAAUAGUAUUAAUACAUACUUUGGUCUUCUUUUACUGUAGGUACCUAUAUAAGAUAUGCGCGCAGUUUAAAGAUAGUUCACGUCUACUAGGAUAUAGUUUGGACUGAUGGCUAGACAGGAGACGGAAAAUUGCCAUCGUCAACAAAAGAUGCAAUUCUGAACCUUAAAAGUAAAGAGAUAAGGUCUUUUGUCUUAGUGUGUUGCUUUUAGUAACAACAGAAUUGUUACUGUCCAUCCGUGGAUCUUAUGUCUUUGCAAUAAGGAUUACGAAUUGUCAGUUAACAGUGUGGACGAUGGUACACGCUGCAACAUUAAUUGGACCCUAAUAAAGACAUGUGUACAUGCAAUUUUGCAGCUCGCUACACAUCGUCUUGCUUUAGUUAAUAAAACAGCAGUGGCUCACCAGACGAUGUGCAAUAAUGGUGUAAUGAAUAUGUGACAUUUCUGUACGAAAUGUAUCGUGUUGUAGACAACAGCGAUUACCGUUCAAUUUGCUUGGAAACGGCACGUAACGAUAAAUGUUAGGAAAACUGUCAAUUUUAAUCGAUUUUUCAGCAUCAAUGACCAAAUAGUGACAUUUAAUAAAAGAAGAACAGCAUAUAAAAAUGCGUCUUUUAUUGUGUAUUCUCGCUGUACUUAAGAAUCUAAAGAAUAAUUAUCUUGUUUGAGAAAAAUAGUGUAUUUAUUAUACUGUAAUGCACUUACGUUUAAGUCGCGCGGACUGCUGUAUCAUAUUUACAAUUUAAAUAUUAAUGCAUAAUAACACAAUGUACAUAGUAAAGAGCUUAAGCUAAAGUUAUUGAGGUUCGUGUGACUUUUUGCCCAUCGCAUAGAGUUAAUAUUGCAAUAUUACUUACUACAUACAUUAUAAAACCCGCUUAAUUAUUUAUUACAACUACAGUUUGUAGUUUAUUAUAGAGUUCACUGGUUCAGUAUUAAGUUUUGUGCACACCAGAUGCUUGUGCGUAGACGUUCACGUGCGCGUUGUAAAGUAUAGAUCUGGGAUGUUGCGGAUGCAGAUUUUUUUGACAUCCGCGGAUGGGGAUGCGUAUAUUUAGGUACUUAAAAAGACGUCAAAUGUUACAUUUUAGUCAUUUUUAUUUAAAAAAAACGAAACGUUUCGUAUUUGAGCAAGAAUAUAGGCGAGUUAUUUGUAAUAAUCAGUAACUUGGACUUUUCUGGAUCUAGACAAUUUCGUUUUAGGUAAUGACGAAAUUACCGCCGGCUCUAAGACUUUCCUGUACCGACUUGUUCGACAUCCACAUUAAGCUCCGCAUCGAUUUCAUGCGGAUGCGGAUUUUGAAAAUAAUGCGGAAGUUCCGCGGAUGCGGAUGCGAAUAUUCGCAACAUCCCUGGUGACCCUGGUACAGAUGCUUAUGUAAGACGGCACUCUGCUUACGGUUGCAUUUAAACAUUUUCCACCUAAGGUUUAAUGGGUAGGUAUUAAAGUGAAUAGACUAUUAUUGAACCAGCGAAAUUCACCUUGGACCCGUAGGUCUCUUUACAUCAGUUUGUAAUAAAAAUAUAGUAGGUAUCAUAUUAAGUGGGUUUUACUUACUAAAAUAUUACAUUGUGACCUGUACAAUGUAUACGCUGUUUCGCAUAACUACCUACAUUUGCUGAGAUAUCAUAUAUUUCAAGCUGUAUAUCUAAUUAUCUUGUCGAUGCCAUAUAUUUUGAAAUCACGUCAUUUGGCUAUGGUCUUGAAGUUUUUUAUAUUGUACCUACGCAUAAGAUAUCAAUGGACAUUGAACAGUGAUAGUUAUUUAUUAAAGUAUGAUUAAAUGAUUAUGAUGAAUGAA
Messenger RNA from Cydia splendana, 7620 nucleotides. RefSeq lists its product as uncharacterized. Bases 336 to 1415 code for a protein of 359 amino acids. Lineage: Eukaryota; Metazoa; Arthropoda; Insecta; Lepidoptera; Tortricidae. The transcript is spliced from 6 exons. The record is from RefSeq and is a predicted model, not a curated record.